UCAGUUGCUGAGAAAAUAGAUCUAGGUUUUCUUCUUCUUCUACCUCCUUCCCUUCGUCUGCUUCAAUUACAAUUGAUCAUAGAAAAUAUGAUCCAAUAGAUAGCGUAACCAAAUAUAUCAGUUCAACAAUUUCAUUGGAGAUUUCGCAAAAAUGAACUAUUGGAUUGGGUCUUCGUAAUUUUGAAGGAGAAAUUAAAUAAAACAUAGACGUAAAGGAGAUUGAGAAGAAGAAUUAGAAGGUUUUUUCUUCUUCCUCAAAUUAUACAGUAGAUUUUCACUCUUAAUUCUAGUUCUCAAUCGGAAAAUAAGAAUCAUCUCUUUUUUUUCUUCUUCUUCUUCUAUAGAAUGGAAUUAAAGUCCUCGGAUCUUCUUUUUUUUAUAUAUAUAUAUAUGUUAUGAAUUUUCGGGUAAAGUUAUAAAUGAGUAUUUGAAAUUUUAUGAAACUUGGGUGAUAUGGAUUAUUUUUUCCGCUACAAUCAAAACCGGAGAUGUUGAGAAAGGGACAAUCGUUGAAUAAAUGAUUGAAGAAGUAGUGAGGGACAGUGAUCAUUUGAGGAGCUUAAUUAAUAUUUGUGUAGCUAAAAGGAAAGUGGGUGUAACUUCCUUAAAUGACACAAGCUCAAGAUCACACCAGGUUAAAAUCUGGUGUCCCAUGUACUAUCACUUUAAGCUUGCAUUUCUGGUGUGGCUCCAACUUCCAUCUUUUGAUAAAGUACAAGUGAAUUCGAUCAUCCAGCGAAUAAACAUCAAAAUCUGAGACUUAAUG
Molecule: messenger RNA, 766 nt
Organism: Papaver somniferum (opium poppy)
Lineage: Eukaryota; Viridiplantae; Streptophyta; Magnoliopsida; Ranunculales; Papaveraceae
Product: kinesin-like protein KIN-7H
Exons: 5
Coding region: 518-757 (79 amino acids)
Biological process (GO): microtubule-based movement
Molecular function (GO): microtubule binding; microtubule motor activity; ATP binding
Source: RefSeq, a predicted model, not a curated record